This is a messenger RNA of Limulus polyphemus (Atlantic horseshoe crab), 2905 nucleotides long. Its product is annotated as heparan sulfate 2-O-sulfotransferase 1-like. Gene Ontology annotation, cellular component: membrane. The record is from RefSeq and is a predicted model, not a curated record. NCBI's taxonomy places the organism in Eukaryota, Metazoa, Arthropoda, Merostomata, Xiphosura, Limulidae. Gene Ontology annotation, molecular function: heparan sulfate 2-sulfotransferase activity. Bases 114 to 1190 code for a protein of 358 amino acids. The transcript has 8 exons.
UACGUCGUUAAUGGUCAAAUACGUCGGUUUCGUAUUGUAACAACGUUAUAACACUUGAAUAAGUAGGAAGAAUUUCGAUGAGGGAUGGCUACAUUUAGUUUGAUGACUAUCUGAUGUGGAAGAUGUGGCAGAUAAAGCAAUUCAUCACAAUUUUGGGUGUAAUUGUUUGUACUGUACUCUAUUGUCAUUUUGUAAUGAAGGUCUCGCAUCAGGAUGAAGCAAUAAAAAAAUUAGCUGCUACUAUCAGUCAACUUAAGCUGAGGAACUUUGAUGAAGACAGCAAAAAAGAUAUACUUGCUGAUUUUGUCAAUAAUGGAGAAGAUACCAAAAUUCCAUAUGAUGAUUUACUUAUAAUUUAUAAUCGAGUCCCUAAAACUGCAAGCACAAGUCUGAUGGGUGUGGUUUAUGAUCUUUGUAAACGUAACAACUUUCAUGUUCUUCACAUCAAUACCACCAGGAAUGUGCAUGUAAUGUCACUCUCAGAUCAGAGGAGGUUUAUUGAGAAUGUUACAUCAUGGCAGGACAAGAAACCUGCACUUUAUCAUGGACAUAUUGCUUUCUUAAAUUUUCAGAGAUACGGAAUUUCACAGAGACCGAUCUAUAUCAAUCUGAUACGAAAACCUCUUGAUAGACUAGUGUCUUAUUACUACUUUCUUCGUUAUGGUGAUGAUUUUCGACCUUAUGUAGUUCGCAAAAGAAAAGGAAAUACUGUGACUUUUGAUGAAUGUGUGGAGCGACAGGAAAAUGACUGUGAUCCUGAAAACAUGUGGCUUCAGAUACCUUUCUUUUGUGGGCUGCAUGUGGAUUGCUGGGAACCAGGAAAUAAUUGGGCUCUAGCCCAGUCAAAGCAGAACCUCGUAGAGCAUUACAUGGUGGUAGGAGUUACUGAGGAACUUGAGGAUUUUGUGGCAUUACUCGAAGUUGUUCUACCAAGAUUCUUUCAUGGUGCCACACAACAGUUCCUUAAAGGUAAGAAGUCGCACCUAAGGAAAACUUACAACAAAGUUGAUCCUGCCCCAGAAACUGUCCGUAAGAUUAAGAGUUCCAAAAUAUGGAGCAUGGAAAAUGAUUUUUAUGAGUUUACUCUUAAACAAUUUCAUGCUAUGAAGAAAAGAACACUGAUAGAAAAAAGAGGUGUCCUUCAAGAUGGAGGACAAAGGUUUUUCUUUGAAAAGAUUCGCCCAAGGUGAAAGAGAUAAUGAGGGAUAAUUUAUUCUAAUUCUUUCUUAAAUAUAUUCAUAAAUAAUAUACAUGCUUUGUAUCUUUAGCUUUCAUUUCAUAUGUGUUACCAUAAGAUUGACAUUAGAAGGGUAGGAAGGUCCUGCAAUAUAUGUACAGGUAUUACUGUGAUGUGUCUUUGUCAGAAUUUUUCAGGUUAAAGUUAUAUUCAUACAGAGGAACAUCCUGAAUAAGAGAGUAGUUGAAAACACUGACACAAAAUUUUAAAACUUGAAACUCUUCAAGUACAAGUGUCAACUGUGUACUUGGUUCAUUUUUUGAUGAACCAGAAGUGACUUUUUAUGUUUCUUGAAGAUUUGAUCAGAUGAAUCUUAUUCAAUGGACACAUCAUAUUGUUUUGUGCUUCCAUUGAUUGGCUCUUUGGAAGAAAAUGGACCAUGGUUGGGCAACUACACAUCCAAAGCAUGAUAUUACGUAUAUUUUGUUAAAAGACUUUCUUUUACAAAACGGUCAUUUGGGGGAGUAUAUGUGUUAAUUUCCUACUAAAUGAGCAUAAACUGCAAGUUGUUCAGCAUGUUUAUAGUUAUUGGAUACUUGACAAAGUUCUGUUUUACUAUAUUUGACUGUACCUCGCAAUUCGUAUUAACUGUAAGAAAAGAAAUUGUGGUUCCAUUUUCUGUUAACUUUAUUUUCUUACAAUUUUUUUUUGAAAAUGAAUUGCACAAAUUCAGUGUCAAAAUCUGAAUUUUUAAUACGAGAAUUGGUUUAUUUCAAUUCUUAUUAGCUACAUUUUAUUAACUAGUACAAAAUUGUUUUAAUACUUUUUGAGAUGUUAUUUUAACAAGCAUAUACAAAUGUUUAAGGUUUUAACUUGUUAGUAAUAUUUUUUUAGGAUAUAAACUAUUUGAGAAACCAGGUAUUUAAAAAUAAAAUUCUUCAAAUUUGGUAUCGUAGGUAAUUUUAUGUACUGUUAAUACACUAUUAUUUUACAAUAAUAAUAAGUUAAUUAUAAAUAUUUCAUUCUAUUAUGUUUCUAUGUAGUUAAAAAUUAAAUUUGCAAAUUAUAGUUUAAUGGUUUAUUUAAAAAAUACUGAGUAGCUUAUAUUUAUGAGUGUAAAAAUGUUUGAUCCAUCUGUAACUUUUAAAUGCUUACAUUUUUCUCAGACGUGUGUGUGUGGGUGGGGGGGGGGGAUCUAAAUGGAAUUUUUUUUUAAAUUUACUAAACAAUAACUUGUAUAUAUUUUACAUUAUUAAAAACUUUUUGGUGAAUAUUUUGUUGCCCCAAAACCUAAUUCAACGAACAGCUGAGCAUUAUUAUGUUUUACAUAAAUGAAAGUUCUUGUUAAAACCAGCUGUUGAACAAGUCCUUUAGCUACAUGUUUAAGGCAGUUGUAUUUGUAAUACAAAAUUUGGUAGUUGGAUCCUUAUUUAAGUUUUUAAUGACCACAAAGAAAUGUAUUCUUGUAGCAAUGCUUAUUGAUAUUCAAUCAAAUUCAAUACCAAUUCAUGCAAGUUCAAAUUUAUUCACUGAUCAUGUAUUAAUAGUCCAUACAUACACUGAUGGAAGUACAUAAACAUCCAUUUUUACCUAAGAAGAAACUUGUAGGCACAAGAUUGAAAUAAUUUUUGAUCUACUACAAAAUACAUAAUGUGCAUUGAUAUUGACAUGAAAAAUACUCUCAGCUCUAAUCGCUGCUGCUACUGACUAAGCCUAACAAAAAAAAAA